Molecule: messenger RNA, 1356 nt
Organism: Fundulus heteroclitus (mummichog)
Lineage: Eukaryota; Metazoa; Chordata; Actinopteri; Cyprinodontiformes; Fundulidae
Product: interleukin-15-like
Exons: 7
Coding region: 205-822 (205 amino acids)
Biological process (GO): positive regulation of cytokine production; positive regulation of T cell proliferation; immune response
Cellular component (GO): extracellular region
Molecular function (GO): cytokine receptor binding; cytokine activity
Source: RefSeq, a predicted model, not a curated record
UAAUGUGGGAGAGACCGUGGAAGACAGGAGGACUGAGGAACCGCGCACACGCUCGGGGCUCAAGUGUAUCCAGGCUGGAUUCGGACCAAUGAGACGAACUGGAGUUAUUGUCGCAAAUCCAAUGCAAAGAUGUGAUAAAGUUCUGCUGUUGCUGUUCUGGGCAGAAGAGCCCCCGCGGCCGCUGCGCUGAUAAUAAAGGACUUCAUGACGGCGCUCCAGGUCAUCCAUCUCCAAGUCACGUUCCCCCGGCACCAGCGAGCAAAAAGUGACCAGUUCCAGAAGUCGUGGAAGCAGUUCUACCGAAACAGCCACAAAACUCAGGUGUCGCUUUGUUUCUUUACUCUAAGCUUGUUGACUUCAUGCAUCAGUGCGACUCCUGUGAAUGGAACAGCAGAUCUGCAGAUCUGUUUGAAAGGUCUGAAAGACGCCAUUGAGGGUUUUUCUGCUAGAGAGCAGAAUUCAUGGUUCCAUCAAUUGCAAGCAGUCAUUCAGCUCCUGAAGCAGCAAAGCAGCCCCAGACCACCACACUACCACCACCUUGUUUGGCUAAAUCUGAUGCCAUGCUGUACACCCCAAGUACAACCAGCCAAACAGUGUACACAUAAGGUGCUCCGGUGUUAUAUGCUUGAACUGAAGGUGAUCAUUCGGGAGGAAAAUGUGGACAUUAACAAAACAGAAUGCAUCCUUAUCUUCGACGAAAGAUUGAAACCUGAGACAAACUGCUCAGAAUGUGAAGUCUAUCCCCUCGAAAAUAGUACAACAUUCUACAACAAAUUUAAGACCAUUUUGGAAAGUCUAACAUCUGAAAAAAAUACAAUGUAAAUACUUGUAUAUAUUUGUAUAUAGAAAUAUUUUAUUCUGUGAAUAUCACAAUGUAAGCAUCAGAAUAGAUGACUGCCGUCCUUAUAUAUGAAUAUACGAAUGUCUCUUCCUUGUUUAUACUCCGGGUUUAUCUAUUUAAAAACAGUCUGAAUGUAUAUCAUGACACUGGUUCACCGUAUUCUGUUUUUGUCAGUUGUACAUUUGUACUUUAUGGCCAUAUUGUAUAAUAUUAAAGGUAUUGCUUAACACUACUGAAUGAAUACCUGUUAUGCAACUUGUUUAAACAAGGCACUUCUGUAUCUUUAUUAUACCUACCUUUGCAGUAAAUACUACAGUUUAUUGUAGCGCUUUUGAUUCCUUUUGAGUAUUAUUUACACAUUUGUUAUGCUGUACACAAAAGGCUAAGCUGAACAUUAGCGGGCACUGAGAACAAAAGAUGCGUCGCAGCACACACCCAAAAAGAAGAUCACACAUCUGGCCCAGUAAUGGCGUACAAGAACAUCUCAAUAAAUAUGAGCAUCAUUGAAAAGUUGA